UUCAUGUAAACGCAUGAGCACACAGCACAAUACAGAACACUCAGCAAGUAAGCAAUCAAGAUACAUAUAACUAGAAAUGAUUAAUUGCAAUAUUUAUAAAAAAUAAUUUACUUCAUCAUUCUUAACCUGUCCGCUUCGCCGCUCCAGCCCAGCAGAUGGGAGUAAAGCUUUGCCAAGCAACAUGGCGAGUGACGACUGGCAGUCAAAUUAGAAGAAGAAGAAGAAAACAACCACAAAUGCAAAGCAGUCUUUUCUUACCGAUUUACAACCAGUUUUAUUUUACAUAGUUUCGUUUACGCAGAGGACUACAAAAUGAAGACAGUCUUGAUGGUGGCAGAAAAACCUUCCCUGGCUCAGUCAAUAUCCAGAAUUCUCUCCAAAGGAAAUUGUACAAGCCGAAAGGGGCUGAAUGGAUCGUGUUCGGUCCACGAAUACACCGGCAACUUUCAUGGACAAACCGCACACUAUAAGAUGACUUCAGUAUGCGGACAUGUGAUGAGUCUCGAUUUCAUUGGUAAGUACAACAACUGGGAUCAGGUGGACCCUGCAGAACUCUUCAGCAAAGCUCCGACAGAAAAGAAGGAGGUCAACCCCAAACUCAACAUGGUCAAAUUCCUACAAGUUGAGGCCAGAGGCUGUGAUUAUUUGGUGCUAUGGUUGGACUGUGAUAAAGAAGGCGAGAACAUCUGUUUUGAGGUUAUUGAUGCUGUACAGCCCGUCAUGAAGGGGAGCGGCAGAGAGAGGAGCGUUUACCGUGCCAGGUUCAGUUCCAUUACUGACACUGACAUCUGGAACGCUAUGAACCACCUUGGAGAGCCCAACCUCAAUGAAUCCCGUUCUGUGGAUGCACGGCAGGAACUGGAUCUACGUAUCGGCUGUGCCUUUACCCGGUUCCAAACCAAAUAUUUCCAAGGAAAAUAUGGAAAUCUGGACUCGUCUUUGAUAUCAUUUGGACCUUGCCAGACUCCAACUCUUGGUUUCUGUGUGGAACGUCACGAUAAAAUCCAGUCCUUCAAACCAGAGAACUACUGGGUUAUACAUGUAAAGGUGUUCCGUGGGAAGGACACCCCACUUACUCUUGAUUGGAAUCGGGGUAAAGUCUUUGACAAAGAUGUGGGGCAGAUGUUUGUCAGCCUGGUUAAGACAUCCAAGGAAGCUCAGGUGGAGUCAGUGACUAAGAAGGAGAAGAGUAAGCAGAGACCCGAGGCUUUAAACACAGUAGAGAUGUUGAGAGUGGCAAGCUCUGCCUUGGGCUUGGGUCCUCAGUAUACAAUGCAGAUUGCCGAGCGUUUGUACACGCAGGGUUUCAUAAGCUAUCCUCGUACUGAAACCUCCCACUAUCCAGAAAACUUUGACCUGAAGGGAACACUGAAGCAGCAGACCAAUUGUCCUUUGUGGGCAGAGGAGGUGAAAACUCUACUUUCAAAUGGCAUAAAUCAUCCCAGGAAAGGAGUUGAUGCUGGGGACCAUCCACCCAUUACUCCCACACGUGCAGCCUCAGAAGAAGAACUAGGAAGUGAUGGCUGGCGGCUUUAUGAGUACAUCACAAGACAUUUCAUAGCCACGGUCAGUCACGACUGCAAAUACCUACAGACCGUUAUUACCUUCAAUAUUGGCAGUGAAAUGUUCACAUGUAGUGGCAAAACCCCCAUAUCAUCAGGUUAUACGGCUGUGAUGCCGUGGCAGGGUAUCCCUUUGGAGGAAGCCCUGCCUGUCUGUCAGAGUGGAGACAUUUUUACAGUAGACGAGAUCAAGCUGGUGGAAAAGCAGACAACCCCUCCAGACUUCUUGACCGAGGCUGAACUCAUCACUCUUAUGGAGAAGCAUGGCAUUGGUACUGAUGCCAGCAUCCCUGUCCACAUUAACAACAUCUGCCAAAGGAACUAUGUGACGGUAGAGAAUGGACGCAAGUUGAAGCCAACCAACCUGGGCAUAGUCCUUGUACACGGCUACUACAAGAUUGAUGCAGAGCUGGUCCUGCCCACCAUUCGCAGUGCCGUUGAAAAGCAACUUAAUCUCAUUGCACUUGGGAAGGCCAACUUCCAGCAAGUGCUGCAGCAUGCGUUGGACAUUUUCAAGAGAAAGUUUCACUAUUUUGUGGAUUAUGUUUCUGGUAUGGAUCAAUUGAUGGAGGUCUCAUUUUCCCCAAUUGCUGCAGCCGGAAAGCCGUUGUCUCGCUGUGGCAAAUGCCAUCGGUUCAUGAAAUUCAUCCAGGCCAAGCCCAGUCGGCUGCACUGCUCCCAUUGUGACGAGACGUAUAGUCUCCCCCAGAAUGGAGCCAUCAAGUUGUACAAGGAACUUCGCUGUCCUCUGGAUGACUUUGAGCUGGUGCUGUGGACCUCCGGGACCCGAGGCAAAAGUUAUCCACUGUGCCCCUACUGUUUCAGCAAACCACCUUUCAGGGAUAUGAAAAAAAAUGUAGGAUGCAACGAGUGCACCCAUCCCUCCUGCCAGCACUCCAUGAACGCUUUAGGUAUUGGACAGUGUGUGGAGUGCGGUGGCGGAGUCUUGGUGCUGGAUCCAACAUCCGGGCCCAAAUGGAAGAUGUCCUGUAAUAGAUGCAAUGUAGUCGUUCACUUCUUUGAACAUGCGCAUAGAGUACAGGUUGCUCAAGGGACUUGCAAUGCAUGCGAGGCUUCCCUGGUCACAGUGGACUUCAAUAAGGCCCGCACGCCACUUCCUGCUGGUGAGACCCAGCACAAUGGCUGUGUUUUCUGUGAUCCGGUCUUCCAGGAUCUUGUGGAGAUUAAACACGCUACCAUGAGGCACCCCAUGCACCGAGGCGGGGGCGUAAGAAGAGGACGCGGGCGAGGUAAAGGGCGGCGUGGCCUCCCUAAAAAACCCAAGGACAAAAUGGAUGAAUUAGCCGCAUACUUUGUGUAGUGUAUUACUUUUUGUCCAUAUCUGUCAACACACAUUCUACAUUUGAAGGACUAUAAGUCACACUUUUUUAUAGAUAAUUUCACAGACAGCCACAAAAGGGCACUAUAUAGAACAGGGGUCUCAAACUCAAUUUACCUGGGGGCCACUGGAGCUAGGGUCUGGGCAAGGCUGGACCGCAUCAGGUUUUCAAAAAAAAAAACAAACGCAUUUAUUAAAAACAGAAAAAUAUACAAACUUUUUCAGUGCUUUGGUUCCGAUUUUCUACAAUAAAAGCUCUGAUAAAACAUUCCACUGUUCUCAAAUAUCUUAAUUUUUAUUUUUCUGCACAAAAUAAGAUAAAUAAAUGAACAAAUCAAGAAUAAAGAAAAUCAAUCAGUAAUAAAUAAAUAUAAUAAUAAUAAUAAAACGGCAAAUAAUAGUUACCACUUCCACACGGAUAGGGAGGAUAACUAUUAACAGUUAUUUAACCUUUAACAUGAACAUUAAUCAAAUGUAAUAAUUUUUUCUGGGUACAUGAUACCAUACAGCAUCCAUAUCAAACUUGCGCGGGCCGCACUAAUAUUAAACUUUCAUAUCAAGACGGGGGCCUCAAACUAGCGUCCUGCGUGCCACAUUUGGCCCGCGGGCCGCGUGUUUGAGACCCCUGAUAUAGACUUUCACACCGAUAUCACCUACUCCUGAACAAUUCAAUAUUUAAACAGUAGACAUUAGCAUUAGCAUUAGAAAAUUGAUGACAAAUUGAAGAGACGGAUAGUUGGAAUUGUAUCCAAAGAGCCCAGAACAACCACCAAAGAAAUUAAAGGUGAACUCCAAGAUGUCAGAUGGCACCAUUGUUGUUCAUCGUUGUUUUGAGUCAAAGUGGACUUCAUGGGAGACGACCGAGGAGGACACCACUGUUGAAAACUAAUCAUAAAAAAAAGCGAGACUGGAGUUUGCGGAAAAUGCAUGUUGACAAGCCGCAGAGCUUCUGGGAGAAUGUUCUAUGGACAGAUGAGUCAAAACUGGACUUUUUUUUGGUAAGGCACAUCAACUGUAUGUUCAUAAACUGAAAAAUCAAGCCGAUGAAGAAAAGAACAAUGUCCCUUGGUCUCAUGGCUCUUUCAACAGGACAACGAUCCAAAACACACUGUGUAUGUGCGAGUGUGUGUGUGUUGUCUUUAUUUUUUUUUAACAUGAA
Messenger RNA from Doryrhamphus excisus (bluestripe pipefish), 4060 nucleotides. It is a transcript of the gene top3b, whose product is annotated as DNA topoisomerase III beta. Gene Ontology annotation, biological process: DNA recombination; DNA topological change; DNA repair. Gene Ontology annotation, cellular component: nucleus. Gene Ontology annotation, molecular function: DNA topoisomerase type I (single strand cut, ATP-independent) activity; DNA binding. The record is from RefSeq and is a predicted model, not a curated record. NCBI's taxonomy places the organism in Eukaryota, Metazoa, Chordata, Actinopteri, Syngnathiformes, Syngnathidae.